AUCCAGGCUUAUUCGAAAGACCUGCAACCAGAUAUUACUUGCCAGAAAGGUUGUGUCAAAGGUAAAGUAGCGGUGAUGUUCUACGGCUCGCUUUUGAUAUUAUCCAUCGGUACAGGCGGAGUUAAGGGAGCACUUCCAGCACUUGGUGCUGACCAGUUUGAUCACAAGGAUCCGAAAGAAGCAAAGCAGCUUGGAAGCUAUUUCAAUUGGUACAUGUUGAGCACCACUUUUGGUGCUAUGGUCGGCGUCUCGUUCGUCGUUUGGGUUAGUAUAAACGAAGCUUGGUACUGGGGUUUCUUCAUGGGAACUAUGGCUGCAAUUGUUGGAUUCAUUGCAAUUGGCCUCGGGAAGCCAUUUUAUCACUAUCCACCUCUUGGGAACAGCCCUCUAUUGAGAAUAGCACAGGUUAUCGUUGUCGCAGUCAAGAACAGACGAUUGCAAUUACCGGAAAACUCCGACGAACUUUUCGAGAGCAAUGAUAACGACGAACAUCAUUAUGAUGAAAAACUCCCUCAUACAAAUCAGUUCAGAUUACUAGACAAGGCUGCCAUUGACCCUCAAGAGAUUUCUCCAGAGCCUUGGAAAGUUUGCACAGUGACACAAAUUGAGGAAGUCAAGAUUCUAACAAGGAUGUUGCCCAUCUUAGCCAGUACCAUUAUAAUGAACACAUGCUUGGCACAAUUGCAAACAUUCUCGGUGCACCAAGGGUCCUUAAUGGAUCCCGAAAUUUUCGGGAAAAAAUUCCCUUCGGCAUCGAUACCGGUGAUUCCUCUAGUUUUCAUGGCAUUCCUAAUACCAAUUUAUGAGUUUCUUGUCGUCCCUUUCGCUCGAAAAAUCACCGGACAUCCAUCCGGUAUCACGCAGCUUCAACGAGUCGGUGUCGGUCUUGUCCUCUCGAUCAUAUCAAUGGGCAUCGCCGGCAUAAUCGAAGUUAAGAGGAGGGAUCAGGCGAUAAAAGAUCCAUCUAAACCUAUUAGUCUAUUCUGGCUAUCCUUCCAAUAUGGAAUAUUUGGACUAGCAGACAUGUUCUCCAUGGUAGGACUAAUGGAGUUCUUCUACAAGGAGGCUCCGUUGAGGAUGAAAUCUCUGUCUACGUCGUUCGCAUGGCUAUCGCUUUCGUUUGGGUACUUCUUGAGCGGCGCCUUCGUCGACGUUAUAAAUGCAGUCACCAAGAAGAUUGCCCCGAGCAAGAAAGGGUGGGUAGAGGGUGAUAAAUUGGAUGACAAUAACUUGAACCUCUUCUAUUGGUUCCUAGCUGCUCUUAGCACACUCAACUUCAUUGUCUAUCUGCUUUGUGCAUCAUGGUACAAGUACAAAGAUGAUACCACAGACUCCGAAGCCAUGCCCGAAACAAGGGGCAGGGAGCAGAUAUGGUGAGUUAGUUAUCAAAAACAUAAGAAUCUUUCAACUUAUUUGUU
Molecule: messenger RNA, 1418 nt
Organism: Hibiscus syriacus
Lineage: Eukaryota; Viridiplantae; Streptophyta; Magnoliopsida; Malvales; Malvaceae
Product: protein NRT1/ PTR FAMILY 4.5-like
Exons: 3
Biological process (GO): transmembrane transport
Cellular component (GO): membrane
Molecular function (GO): transmembrane transporter activity
Source: RefSeq, a predicted model, not a curated record